ACAUCCUUUAUACAGCUAAAAAAAUCGAAAAUCGUUUAAAAGAACUUUCCGAAGAAUGUAGAAACUUAAAGAUACAGACGACAAAUUUAGCUACGUUGAUGAAUUCUGUGAAAGAAUCACCCAUUAUUGUCAAAAGCCUGGAAACUUUAACUAAUGGACUUCAGUCAAGCAGUACUCAUUCAGUCUCGCCACAUGUCAACACUGAUUUACCAAAACACCUGUCCCCUUUAUGCCUUAAAAGCUCUUGCGAUGCACCUACGAUUGAGGAAAAUGAUAAUACUGGCAACGUUGUGGAAGAGAUGGUAGCACUGGCUCCUGGUAUUACGAUUUUGCAUUCGCAGAGGGAUCUUUUGACUUUACAAGGAAAUCCAAAGAACUACACGUAUGCGUUAAUGGACAUGAUUUGGUCCAGAGAUGAGUUGGCAACACAUUCUUUAACAGGAAAAACGUCCAAUGCUCACAAAGAUAAAACACCAAAGCCUUCAUUGGAUGCUUCAAAAGUUGCUGCACUGUGUGGUUUUACACAGCGAAAGUAGACCAGAGACUUCUCAAUUAAGUUAGCGAACAUCAAAGAAACGUCUACACCAACACGUUUUGGCAAAACUUGGAGAAGGAAAAUGUAAUGCAUUGGAGCUUAUUUCUUUUACGGGGAUUAGCUCUUUGAUAUUAUUUGCCUGAUCUAUUUUUUUAGAUUGUCGAAGGAGGAUCAUGACGGAAGGAACCGCUAUCACAAUUACCAAAAAAAAUGCAAUAAUUAUAGAAAAAACACGCACGGAGAAAUUACUGGAACUUCCAGUGGAAAACCAAGCUAUACCAGUAAGAUUAAUAAUUUUAGUGAUCUAUUUACUAACAUUCUACGAUCACUGGAGAGUCUGGGCAAUGUAGAUGGCAUAAAUGGGUUUACGCAGUGCAUGAUUUUUACAUGGCUUUGAAAGUGCCAUGGCUAGGCAGGAGAAUCAGUGGAUCUUUGUUAAACCAGCAGUGAGCUUUUGCGUAAGAGCAACGCGGUGAAUCGAACAUGACCAUUUGCAGCUCAUAAAAGAGAGAAUAAACUAAGAGACAGUUUAGCAAAUGUGUUGUAUUCUUAGUAAAAAUGUUUAUACUGCGAUUGUACUCACCACAAAGCUAACGAGUGAAUGGUAAUAAUCUUUGUAAAAUGGUCAAGACAAUGUCUUACUAAGAAAACGACUUUGUUUUAAGUGCACCCUGGAAAGCCGUCGAGCAGUUUAAUAGAGCCUAACCUCUAGGCAGCAGUAUGUGAAUAGUCAUAAUUCUUGAAUAUGAGACAAACAAUGUGCAGUGGGAGUAAAAAAGGAUACGAAGAUAAGGCAUGGCAAAGUGUACAAAUGUGUAAAUAACAAACUGACUUUAUUAAAUUUGGAACAUAUUUUA
Messenger RNA from Xenia sp. Carnegie-2017, 1392 nucleotides. RefSeq lists its product as uncharacterized. NCBI's taxonomy places the organism in Eukaryota, Metazoa, Cnidaria, Anthozoa, Malacalcyonacea, Xeniidae. The record is from RefSeq and is a predicted model, not a curated record. Gene Ontology annotation, molecular function: DNA binding. The transcript has 4 exons. The coding region runs from base 99 to 536 and encodes 145 amino acids.